This is a messenger RNA of Lipotes vexillifer (Yangtze River dolphin), 1679 nucleotides long. RefSeq names its product nuclear factor, erythroid 2 (gene NFE2). Gene Ontology annotation, molecular function: DNA-binding transcription factor activity, RNA polymerase II-specific; RNA polymerase II cis-regulatory region sequence-specific DNA binding. The record is from RefSeq and is a predicted model, not a curated record. The transcript is spliced from 3 exons. Gene Ontology annotation, cellular component: nucleus. Bases 285 to 1403 code for a protein of 372 amino acids. Gene Ontology annotation, biological process: regulation of transcription by RNA polymerase II. NCBI's taxonomy places the organism in Eukaryota, Metazoa, Chordata, Mammalia, Artiodactyla, Lipotidae.
AAAGAAAAGACUGAGAUCCUAAAAGUAAGGGCAGAGGAGGAGAGCAGGAGUGAUCCCCAAUGUUGCUGCAGGAAACAGGAAAAAUAAGAAACACUGGAUGAUGUGACUUUUGUCCUGGCCAGUGAUACAGUUUUGAGGAGUAAGAAGUAGGGGAAAGUGAAGGCAUCUUGUCUGAAAAGAAGAUAAAAACCUACUGUGCUCCCAAAGGAACUGCCUACAGCCAUAGCAGAUUGCUGGGACCAUUUGGGCUUUCGGGACCUCGGACCAGGCCCUGGCCCAGUAGGAUGCCCCCGUGUCCUCCCCAGCAGAGCAGGAACAGGGUGACACAGUUGCCCACUCUGGAGCUGGGUGAGAUGGAAUUGACUUGGCAAGAGAUCAUGUCCAUCACUGAGCUGCAGGGCCUAAAUGUUCCAAGUGAGCCAUCCUUCGAGCCCCCAGCCCCAUACCCUGGGCCCCCGCCGCCUCCAAGUUACUGCCCCUGUUCAAUCCACCCGGAGGCUGGCUUUCCCCUUUCUUCACCACCUUAUGAGCUCCCAGCACCCACAUCUCAUGUCCCAGACCCCCCAUACGCCUAUAGUAACAUGACCUUACCAGCCUCCAAGCCGCUGACCCUCUCGGGCCUGCUCAGUGAGCCCCUCCCAGACCCCUUGGCUAUCCUGGACAUUGGGUUGUCAGCGGGGCCACCCAAGCCCCAAGAAGACCCAGAAUCCGACUCAGGAUUAUCCCUCAACUAUAGUGACGCUGAAUCUCUUGAGCUGGAGGGGACGGAAGCUGGUCGGCGUCGCAGCGAGUAUGUAGAGAUGUACCCAGUGGAGUACCCCUACUCACUAAUGCCCAACUCCUUGGCCCACCCCAACUAUGCCUUGCCACCUGCCGAGACCCCCUUAGCCUUAGAGCCCUCCUCCUCGGGCCCCGUGCGGGCCAAGCCCACUGCACGGGGGGAGGCGGGGAGUCGGGAUGAGCGUCGAGCCCUGGCCAUGAAGAUCCCCUUCCCUACGGACAAGAUCGUCAACUUGCCAGUAGAUGACUUCAACGAGCUGUUGGCACGGUACCCGCUGACGGAGAGCCAGCUGGCACUAGUCCGGGACAUCCGAAGGCGGGGCAAGAACAAGGUGGCUGCCCAGAACUGUCGCAAGAGAAAGCUGGAGACCAUCGUGCAGCUGGAGCGGGAACUGGAGCGGCUGGGCAGUGAGCGGGAGCGCCUCCUCCGGGCCCGAGGUGAGGCCGACCGGACCCUGGAGGUCAUGCGCCAACAGCUGACGGAGCUGUAUCGUGACAUUUUCCAGCACCUGCGGGAUGAGGCAGGCAACAGCUACUCCCCUGAAGAGUAUGCAUUGCACCAGGCUGCUGAUGGGGCCAUCUUCCUGGUGCCCCGGGGGACCAAGAUGGAGGCCACAGAUUGAGCUGGCCGGAGGGUUGGGGCUGGUGAUGGAGGUUUCCUUCAUUCUCUUCUGAUAAAGGUGCUCCCCAACCGUGAGGCCCAGAAGGAGCUGAGUUCUGUAGACCAGGAGGGACCACAGUGGGAAACCUGGCAUUUGGAAGGUCCAAGGCGUGUUCAGUGAGGCUUGCCUGGAGGCAAGGACGUGAGGGGAGGGCUGGAAUCUCUCUUCCGUGAUUCAGUUUCCCAGGUCUCCAAUCUCGUCUGAGCUUUGGUAUAUAAAGCACUCUACAGAAAUAGC